AUGAGGGAGCUCAUGGACUUGGAAGAGGAGAGAAAGAGAAGAUGUGGAAUAGGCAGUGAUGGAAAUGGACAGAGAACCAAGGAAGAGAAGUUUUCCCGGGAGUCGCCGAAUGGGCUGAAAGGGAAACAGCUUAAAGCUGAAUGUCAGAAAGUGGAAGUGAAUUGGCUGCUGCAUGGUGUUGAGGAUUUAGCGGAGAAUUUAGGGACUGGUGGGAAGAAGCGGGUCCAGGCCCCCAAAAAGAUUCAGGAGAAAAGGGGGCUGGAGGGUGGAAUGGGCCCCGGGAGCCUGGGGAAGGAUCUUCAUCCAUUUCAGUGUCCUAUGUUCCUCCGUCAUGUGCGUGCCACUUCAGACAUGGAGAACUUGGGCGCGAGGCCGCCGUCCUGCGCCUGGCGGCGUCGCCUUCCCCAGAGGCCUGAAGAUACAAAGAUGUUCCAUGGAAAAGAGUCAGAAAGAAGAAGUAGCUCUCGAGAAAGGAAACAAACUAGAGGAAGCCAAUUAAAUAAUGUGAACGAGUUUGCUUUCUUAAAUCUGCAUGGAAUGCAUUUAAGCUUACUGGAAGCCUCCCAAUGCUGCAGUUCACUUAGAAUAUGCAUCUUGUCCAAGAAUUUUCUUACAGAUAUGUCUCCACUUCGGAGCUGUACAAAAUUAAUUAAAUUGGAUCUUCAUUCGAAUCAGAUAAGAAUUGUGCCGGAUAAAACAUUUUGGGUUGAAAUGAAGGAAUUAAAACUUCUAUAUCUUCACGAUAAUUCAUUUGUAAAAUUAAAGAAUGUGUGUUCUUUAUCUGCCUGCCCAAACCUGAUGGCCCUCACUCUGUACGAUUGCCCAGUGAGCCUAAAAAAGGGUUAUAGGCAUGUGCUGGUCAAUAGUAUAUGGUCACUCAAAAUCCUGGAUCAUUAUGUGAUUUCUGAUGAUGAAGUGAUUGAGAACUGGACGCUUCCGGAAAGAUUCAAAGCAUUUAACAAGCGGCUUCUCUGUGAUAUCACCUCAGUAGUGGCAAAGGGGACAAACUAUGAAAAAGAGGUGGGCCAGAUGAAUGGCAUUAUUUCAAAGAUAAAUAAAAUUGUUGCCCACAAUUCACCAGUUGUGAUAGUCCAAAGAUGGAUACGUGGACAUUUGACUAGGAGAAUGUGGACAAAACCUUACCUUAAAGGCUUACCAAGGAAAUUUGUUUUGCCUGAAAAAGUAACUAUUAAGCUACCAAAGAAAAAUGAGGGAAAAAGUAUGACAAAGGAAGAUGACAAGUCAGAUAGUGAGACUGAAGAAGAAAAGCCUACUUCACCUGAGAGCAAGGUUAAGAAGUUCCCCAAGGCAAAAAGGGUUCUUAAACCAUAUGAAAUAUUUCCAUUGAAACACAAAGACCUUGUUUCCUGUGCUUUAUCAGAAUUAAGGAAAAAAGAAAGCCCAAUACAGCCCCCAAAGAUAAAACGUCAUAGAGUUGCUAAGGUCUCAGAAGAAAAAAAGACUGUAGAUCAAGAAAUGGGCCUCAAUUUUAGAAUGCCAGUGAUCAAAGUUCAUAUGUCUCUACCAUCCAUUCGUAAAUAUUCUUCAGAACCUAGAGAGAUAAAAAGAGAAAUCUACCACCGUCCAAUUUACAGAUUAUGUCAUUUUAUUGAAGGCCAAUCUAAGUUUAAAAUUAGCCAUCGCUUUGAAAGAGAUAAGAAGAAAGAAGCUACUAGAACACAUGGCACUCUCGACUUUUCCCCACUUUAUAGUAUUGAUAGACAGUAUAACAACAAGGAAAAGGUGGAAAAUGUCCAAAAGAAAAUACAAUUUGUAGCCAUGCUCCAGAUUGCUGACGAAGUUGCUAAUGAAAAUGUUCACGAAUACCUUCAAGAGAAAAAUUACCUUAUUAAAAAAAGAAAUAAAGAACAAAGCAAGAAAUUAGAAGAAAGUUUUCAAAAGUUUCAAGAGACCAGAUUGAGACUGAUGGACAAAUUCCAAGAAAGGAGAAAUUCUUUUCUGGAAGGAGCCAAAUUCAAAGCACAAGAGCGUCUGAUGGUAGGAGACAUGAGCAAUCAGCACACUACACUGGCAAAGGAGCUUUUCCAGUUUGACAGAUACAAGGGGAAACAAGACAUUGUGAUGAAGAAUAAGAGGCUUGUGAAGGAAAUGAAGCACAUGGAUAAAUACAAUAAGGAAUUAGUUAAGCAAAUGAAGAAAGGGAGGAUCAAAGCUAUACAUAAACGACAUGUAGAAGAGCAGUUAAUUAUUCAUACCAUUGCUACUCAGAAAGCUUCUGAUAGAAUUCAAGAAGUCAAAAACAAAGUGGCUGCCAUGAAAAGUCAUCGUGUUCAUGUCAACCUUCCUUACGGACACCCAAAGAAUUCUUUCCUUUCUAGCUCAUUCACAUUCUUGAAGUGA
This is a messenger RNA of Dromiciops gliroides (monito del monte), 2361 nucleotides long. It is a transcript of the gene LRRIQ3, whose product is annotated as leucine rich repeats and IQ motif containing 3. Gene Ontology annotation, molecular function: protein binding. The record is from RefSeq and is a predicted model, not a curated record. The transcript has 11 exons. Lineage: Eukaryota; Metazoa; Chordata; Mammalia; Microbiotheria; Microbiotheriidae. Bases 1 to 2361 code for a protein of 786 amino acids.